Molecule: messenger RNA, 1047 nt
Organism: Culicoides brevitarsis
Lineage: Eukaryota; Metazoa; Arthropoda; Insecta; Diptera; Ceratopogonidae
Product: pancreatic triacylglycerol lipase-like
Exons: 2
Coding region: 1-1047 (348 amino acids)
Biological process (GO): lipid catabolic process
Molecular function (GO): lipase activity
Source: RefSeq, a predicted model, not a curated record
AUGAAAUUUUUCGUUUUAUUUUUCGUGUCGAUCGUGCGUGCGCAACUUUUCAACAGCAAAUGCUUCUACACGGAACCCAUUUGUCCGAAUCCCGAUGUCCAUUUUUGGCUUUACACGCAAAAAACGCAGGAUAAUCCGCGCGAAAUUCACAGUGACAAACCCGAAACGGAACAUUUCAUCCGGGGACGUCCUUUAAUCGUGCUAAUUCAUGGCUACACGGGUCAUCGCGACUUUUCUCCCAACACGGAAAUUCGUCCUGCGUACUUUGAACACGGGGAAUAUAACAUAAUUACCGUGGAUUAUCAAAAACUCGCACCAGAACCGUGUUACAUAUCGGGCGUGAAGAACUUGAGGACUGUGGCGAACUGCACCGCGCAACUUUUGGACAACCUAAUGACCUCGAAAACGUUCGGCGUGGAGGAUAUUCACGUCAUUGGCUUCAGUCUCGGGGGGCAAACUGCCGGAAUGAUCGCUACUUACAUCAAAAAUGGGCCUCUUUAUCGCAUAACGGGGCUGGAUCCCGCGAAACCCUUGUUCAUCUUCGCCCCCAAGGAGUACAAACUGGAUAUAAAUGACGCCCAGUUUGUCGAUGUCAUCCACACAGACGUCUUCCAGCGCGGAAUUCUCGCUCCCAGUGGUCAUAUCGACUUUUACGUGAACGGCGGCGUCGAGCAACGUGGAUGCCAAGUCCAAAAAGCGAUGGAUCCGGGAUCGUGUAAUCAUGCCAGAGCUCCCGAAUACUACGCAGAGUCGAUAAAUACCAAAAUUGGGUUUUGGGGAUUCCGAUGCGCCCAUUGGUAUUUGUAUGCGUUGGGCAUGUGUCGCGAAGAGGAGACCGAUGCAGUGGCGUUGAUGGGCAUGCACGUGAAUCGGAGUUCUCGUGGUUUGUAUUUCCUCGCGACAAAUUCCGAGUCACCGUAUGCGAGAGGCAGCAAUUUUACGACCAACAUGCAUUUCGUGGAUGCCGAGCCAGAUCAUUCUGUCGAAGGUUUAGCUGGAAAUUUGCCGGAGGAGAUCCCGAAAGCUGAGCAAAAUGGCAUUUUUUAG